Molecule: messenger RNA, 513 nt
Organism: Heterostelium album PN500
Lineage: Eukaryota; Evosea; Eumycetozoa; Acytosteliales; Acytosteliaceae
Product: ADP-ribosylation factor family protein
Exons: 2
Coding region: 1-513 (170 amino acids)
Biological process (GO): vesicle-mediated transport; intracellular protein transport
Cellular component (GO): cytoplasm
Molecular function (GO): GTP binding; GTPase activity
Source: RefSeq, a predicted model, not a curated record
AUGGGUAUAUUAUUAGCAAAGUUUUCACCAGAAUAUAUUAUAAGAAUUAUUGGUUUAGAUAAUUCUGGAAAAACAACGAUAUUAUAUAGACUUAAAGGUGAUCAAAGUUCAAUUUCAACGGUUUCAACCAAUGGAUUUAAUUUAGAGACAAUUCAAUGUAUGAAUAAAAAUUUAGUUAUUUGGGAUAUAGGUGGACAUAGAAAUGUACGUAACCUCUACAGACACUACUAUCCACAGAGUCAUGCAUUGAUAUUCGUUGUUGAUGCUUCGGAUCAUCAGAGAAUCGAUGAAAUGAAGGAUGAAUUUGCAGAGGUAUUAAAGUGUUCUGAAGGUGUACCAACCGUUUUAAUACUAAACAAACAAGAUAAAGAGAAUGCAAUGACAGAAUCUUUCAUUAAAGAGCAAUUGAAACUCGACGAUAUCAAAGAUAGAAAGUGGUUUGUUCAACUUACCUCUGCAUUGAAUUCUGAGAGUAACAGUAGUCUUUUACAAUGGUUAUCCAAUAAUAUUUAA